AUGGCGCCACCCUUUCACCCGGCAUCGAGACGGCGGCGUCAGUCGCGACUGUCUCAUUAAGGCAUGGAUGACAUAAGUAAGUACUUGCAAGAAGCUUCUUCUUUUUUACCUAUUGGGCUUUCGAUAAAAAUGUUGUAUAUCUCCAGACCGUCUGAGACGAAAGUUCGUUCCUCGGGUAUCUGCCUAACUCCUAGAAUGUUCUUAAUAUUUAGAAAAACCGAUGAAUGACAACUAAAUUGUUUAGUAUAGCAACGAUGCAUGAACAGCAACUAAUUAGUAUAGAACGUAUACUCCGCGAUCGGGUACACUACUACUAAUACUACGAUGAGCCUCUCGUAGACCACAAUCUACACGGCGUCCCCUACCAGCUCGGUAGAUCAACGUUCAUCCAUCAUCGUCCAUGUUGAAUUUUUUUGUUCCGAACAGGCAAUAAAAUCCAUCAUCAUCGAUCAAUUAUCUUCACGGGGCCACUCUUCUACUUCUAAUACGGGGCGCUCAAGCGAGUCGUCUUUCUAGCAACUGUAAACCCAGUAUCUGCAGUGCGCGUUAGCUCUGGUAUGCCACCUCCUUCGUUGCCCUCGUUGUCCAGCUUGGCGAUACCAAUCAAGGACAUCAAGGACCACAGGUCACAGCAGGUGAAACGGUCAAUCACAGACUCGUCUGUAGGGUACUUCAUGAUAUUUUGAAAACUUCGUGUUGCCGAUAGUAGAGAGCGACUAUCUAAGACGCACUGCUGACGUCGAAAGGGCUUUACUAAUGAGGUUGUGAGACUGUUUAUCGAUGAUCAAGAUGCAUUUUAUCAGUUGUCUAGGGGCUGGUAUGCUAGCCAGUGUUGGACUUCAUGGAAUGGAAUAUGACUCAUUUCAUUUUUGACCCUUGUCAGGUGUAUCCAGAGUCAAGCACCUACUACAGUAGGAACCGGCACGACAAGCGGCGCGACGCCUGCUAGUUGCGUAGGACUAGGCGCUGCAGGGUGUCGAGGUAGUGACCAAUAUUAUUCCUUGUGCUAUGAAUUUACUAUUUACUGAUGGCCGGUCCUGCUAGCACUCCUCAGGAUAUUUUUGCCGAACAACUCUGGUGAGGUAGCUUCAUGCUCUUGAUAUAGAUGAGUGGUCUACGAAGCGCACCACGUAUCCUAGAGCGGUGUUGAUCUUUGUAAAUAUUACGUAAGCACAAUUUAUUAGAUAGGGCUCCACCACAAACACAAUGUAAUGGAUAAGAUCACAUGACCAACCACCCCAGAUGAGUUAGAAGCGCCGAGAAGUCCACAUGGAUCGGCUAAAAACGGCGAUGAGGAAGGAUGCGACGACGAGGAGACAAGCCCAAUGUACCUAUCAGUCUGACAAUCUUGCUAAUGCUGUAGAUAUGACUAUGGGGGGAGUAGUACGAUUAUGUCUAACUCUUAGUUUUUACGAGUAGAUCCAUCAAGAAUAAACCAUCGAUGUAUACAUUGACCUUCUGGGUAACCACAAAUGAUACCCCUGGAGUUGGGCUCUUGUUCGUUAUCAUUGUCAUGAUUAUUGUCAUCAUCGUCGUCGUCGUCGUUCUCCAUGUCCAUCUGAUCUCAGGAGCGUUGACGCAGGCGAGUCGGGUGACCCCUCUGGUGCAUUGCGAGGCGAUUGUGCACAACCACAUAUCAGGGACGACCGACCAGCAGGCUAUUUGGCACCACUGAUUGGCGGCGAAAUGCGAGAUUCAGGUAUUUUAUCCUACAGAAAGAGUGUGAUGGUUGGAGUUUCGCACUCUUGUCUUUCUCUAAAUGCUACUUCAUUUACCUAAGAAAUUUAGAUUUCAGUUCCUACUUCAUCUGAAUAUAAGUUAACUCAACCACAUGGUGUCCCACCCUUUAAUUUGUUUUUAUAGGCCAACACGAUUUGCCGGCCCCUGACCAAUCGCAGCCUAGUCAAUUACCGGCAGCUUCAAGAGAAUGCGCUACAUCAGGUGUGCACCGGCGGCAAAAUAGCAACUGGGACGCAGGGCCCGGAGCACCUCAAAACCAGGGCGAAGAUGUCAUCAUCCUUAAGGCGGACUACCGCGUUGCAUUUCUAAAAAGCAUCCGCAACUCACCUCUCCUCCAAGAAGCAUAAUGAUGUUCUCCAAAAGAUCACUAGGUGUGCUCCUAAGUGACUCCUAGAACAAAUCGUCAACAACCACAUCGCAUAAGCCGACCCCUGGCUGCUUGCACGAUCAACAUCCUCAGCAUACCUCAUCAUAUCCUUAGCAUCCUCAUCCUCAUCCUCGCCAUCUCUAACAUAAACGUCAGCCCCCAGCUGAAAAAUGAAUGGGCUCCUCCGGAGCGGGGAAAGCGUCCACCUAAACUCGACGAACUAAGUCCGCUUAUGGCUCCUACUUUUAUACGCGUGACACAUCAUUUUUUUCGAAAGUGAUAUUUUUUCGCCAAAGAGGUGAUAUUUCAUAUUGACAUGUAACUUUAGUGGUUGCAAAACAGAGUAAGCCUGCUGCACACCUAGCCCGACAUGCCACAAUCGGCGGGGGUGACUGUGAAGGCUAGACAUACCAUAGUCGACCGCAAUGACGACAAUAGCCUAAUACACACAGAGCACAAAGAAACCCGGCAGGAUCGUCCGCGCCGCCCGGAGCGCAUUGAUACAAACCAACAAAGUAGGAAUUUUGGUAAUAAUGUGAAAGCCAAAAAAUUUAAUGAAGCUAGUUUUUUGGGAAACGUUUUCUAAGUUUCGAAGCAAUCUGUUCUACGGGGUAGCCGGCGAACCGAUCUCAGACGAGGACGUGCCGACCGACGCUGCCUAUCAGCCUCGGAAUAUGUCCCUUUAUGUCAUUCUGACACGUUUCUCCUGGACUACAUGAUCAUGUUCAUAAGAUCAAAGAGCAACUACUGGGGAAUAACUUUAUAACAUUAUACACUAUUCGUAUUCUGAGCACUGCAUCCCCAAGUUGUGCUCGUCUGAGAUUUUUAAAGUUCUCUGCACUAGAUCUAGACAAUUGCAAAUCAAAUACAAAGUACAACUAGUGUAAAUCCUGAUUGAUUAUCGGCUGGUCGUAAGACCAUAGAAACUAACAACUUUGCUAUUCAAGGAUGUAAACUAAAUAAUGAAACUUAUUGGUUCUGAGAAAUAACACACCCAGCACACAUAUGUUGCCUUUUUUAUACUUUUUCCUUUCCGCCUUCCCUAGAGCUCUCACGCAUGGCCUGUUGAGCUUGAAGAAGACAAGAUGACUAGCACGUCUACCCCACGAAUGAUCACACUGCUACUACUACUACCACUACUACUACGACGAGCUUUCUAAGGUCAACGAAAUGGUACAGCGCAAUUAGGCAGUUGGCUGAAUCCAGAGGUAGCAGGACAAGCAGGCCCGUAUCCAUCCGGACCGGUUUUUGGUCUCGGGAGCCGUGGCGGUGGUAGUGUAGGCUCCACGGACACGACAGUGAGUAAACGUUUUAAAAUUAAGGCUACAGUAAAUGCAUCUUUCCGGGCAUCUUGGUCCCGUUUCUCAAGAAAAAACGGGCACCAGAGCAUCUUUUCGGGCGUCUUGGUCCCGUUUCUCAAGGAAAAACGGGCACCAGAAUGCUCAUGCAGAUGGAUCAUUGAUGAUGGAUGUUCUAAGAAAAACGCGAACGGUGCAGCGACCGUGAGGAACAGCACUAAUGGGAGCGUGGCUGACGGGGGCACCCCUGCGGAAUGGCAGCUAUCAGGACGUAAUAAAUAGAUACUACAGACUUUGCCACAUGAGAAACCAAUAUUCGCACCACAUCUUCAAAUGUCAAAUAGCGAGAGAUCAUGAAUCAAGGAGAUUUAGAUUAGAGUAAGAGGAACAGCAGUUGUAUCUUCGUGCAGCCGAGUAGGACCUUGUAUUGUAUUUCUUUUCAUCUCACCUACUUCAGAAGCUGGAACAAUCCCAACGGCGAUGUCCUUUCAGAGUGUGCGUAGUCACGCACCCACGCCGAGUAGCUGCGGGCGUGAUACACCGGCGCGCAGGGGGAGCAGCUUUCAUGAAUACGGCACCCCAGCUGUCCCUGGCAUGGGGCAACAUACAAUCCUGAGACAGCAUUAAGGCUACUAAUCUAUUUCAGUUUUUGUUUAUUCAAGAUAGUUAUGUGGCAGAAUUUCCUGGAUGAAUACAGGGUAAAAAAAGAAUUCUUUGAAAAUACACUACAAACAAUUGAUUUACUUACAAUCGCGAUUACCGUACACACCUGCUCUGAACAAGUGUCAUAUCAUAAAACACGAGACGCCUAGCUCUCAGAUAUUUGAUAAAGCAGCGCUUUUUUUAGAUGGAGACAGAGGCAUGGUUUACUACACGGCAAGCGUAUAGUCCUAUGGAAAGAAAAACACGACAUGCCGCGAGAUUGAGUGCAUUCAUUCGCUCAUUGAUUCAUUAAACUUUUCGGAAGGUUAUGUCAUGGCUGUUGAAAGUGAUCAAGUUCUUCUAAUAUGUGGGACAUCACCCCCACCCGGUGGCUCGAAGCAGCGAUGUCGAUGGCGGCGAAGACGUCAACGUGGAAGGCGAAGAGGGGGAGGAAGAUCGCUCUAGCGGUGCUCUUCAGAGAUUAAGGCUCCUUUAUUCUUGUUUAGAUCUUUUUAAUUUGUAGGCUAAUCUUUCUAAUUUGUAUUUAAUUUUCCCUCAUGUGCCAGGUUUGACUAAUUUGUAGGCAAUAAAGAAAAACUCAGCUUCAACAUUGCCCACACUGUGGGGGCGAGACAAGAUGUUGUCGUGUGAAACAUGCGCUACUUUGCCGCAAGCUCUAAAAAAGAAGAUGGCCGUUGAAAUGGGAGAGACUCUCCAAUCGUCUUUAGAGAACUUAGCAGUGCAAGAGGAAAAGCAGUUAAGAAGAAGCAAGACUACAUCCCAUAAGAUAGUCGUUGUGCGAGCAUUGACUACUAAUUCCCCGACUGAUUGAAGUAGCGAGUAGGAGGUAGUCGAUAGAAGAAGUCGCUUCAGCAAUUCAGGUUAGUAGCCUUGCCGACUUGAUUGCACUCAGCAAUGGCGUAAAUUCAUUCAUGACAAUAUUUUAGAUACAUAUUUCUAACACAUGAAAAUAGUCUGCAAGAUGAACGUAAACUCAUCAUGAUGACUAAGCAGACUCCGUAGCACUUACUAGCUUCUCCUAGUUAAGAAACAAGGCAGAUCCUGUUAUCAAAUGCCAAUGCAAGGUAGAAGGUGUCGAAAUGCACUCAAAAUUGAUAUCCUGCUCUAAAUCAAAUAGGGCCUGCGUUGUUCCCCUUCGCAGUGACGGAGAAGGGAGAGAAAAAAAAGAUCGAGAGAAUCACUUUCAGCAGCACAGGCGAUGACGCUCGUUUUCAAAGUACCUCUUUUUUCAAAGUAGAGGCUGCCACAGAACUUAAAGUGAAGCAGUUUCCUCGCAAAAUUUAAUUCUAUCAUAGUUGGUAAAUAUUUCUAUUUGAAGAUGUUUAUGAACACAAGUUCAAGAUAUGUACCAAGAUAGAACAACAAAAGCUGACUAUACAUCCCGGAGGUCCUUGCAUCGGCAUGCACAUCUUUGCAAAACAUCAAAAUUUCCAGGUGGUCAAAUGAUGGGAGCAUCUUUGUUAGCGUGGAUCUUUCGGGACCUGGUAGGAGAAAGUUGCUAUGUGGUGUGGAAAAUUUUUGACGCGCUGUUGCAGACUCACUUGCCCGGCCGGGGUGAACCGAUGCGAGUGAUCGCGCAGAUAGUAGCUUUGAAACUCUCCAUGGUUGCCGCGGAUAUACCAACUUCUAGGUAGAACUUAAUAAAACUUCAAUACAUGAAUUGAGGUACAACACUAAUAUAACUUUGUUCUUGAAGUGUUAGAUGGAGAGGAGCCGUUUCAAAAUAAAGGUACACUUAGAUCUUUUGCUAUUGUCUUCCUGAUAAGGCAAGAAGACAAUAGCAAGGGCACAGUUACAUCUUCAAUACUCAAGGCAGUCUCAACAAGUGUAUCUUCUCACUCCACUCCGACUAUAUUUUUGAUCUGUAUGAUAAUUUUUUUUGCUGAAAAUAACUGUCCUAAGUUUUAUUGAGUAAUAAAUACUAGAUGAGUCAUCUGGUAGCUCGUGUACAACGCGAGUAAGGCAGGAAGGAACAUCAAGGCGCAUGGAUCAUUUUUGCGUUUUGAUAUGUUUCCUUUAGCCGAACACUGUGGAGGACUUCUUCCACUUCACGCAGCGAGGGUGAUGUUUUGAACAAAUCACAACAGGCGGACGCAACGAAGCAAUCCUCCACAGCAGGCGGUUAAGGCUGCCGCAGAUGCAUCCUCCUUUGACAUCCUCCUUGGCUCUUUUUCCAUAAGAUUGAAAAACGAGAAGCCGCCAAGGAAAGGACGUACGCCCAGGAAGAUGCGACUGCAAAGGUUCUAAAAUAAGUGGGAAGAAGCCGUUCAUGGAAAGGAUGUGGCGCAACGGUACUUUUCCGUAAUCUAGGACCAGAAAUAUGCAUCUUACAAAUUCCGCAUGAUGCAUGGUUCCUAUUCUGUAGUUUUUUACACUUUGUGAAGAAAGGAUAGUACAUCGAUAACUAGGGUAACACACUAAUCCUCCUCCUCCCCCUCGUACUACCAAGUACCACCGCAGAGGACAUUCCAUGGUCAAACUAAUAUCCUGUCUUCGUUUCUUAGUACCAGCGGAUGAAAUUAGCAAGACCCGUAUGAGUAAGAAUAUGAAAGCACAUAAAAUACGCAUCAACGAGCUUGAUCCGAUCAUCGUUCCGGGUGUCUUUGCGUUAAAUUCUCUAUCAACUGAUUAUUCUCCUCUCGGCUUAACUGAUCCUUUUUUCGAAAUGCCUAUUAAUCUCCUUUCUCCAGACGACGAGGGUAGAAGGCUCAUAAUGCAUCCGGAGCCCGAAUAUUUUCCGUACGCAGAGGCAACGCAAACGGUCAUUUUUCGAAAUCGCGUGAGAGACGAACUCCCCUUCCUCGGAAAACCCGUUCCUGGCGUGCUCACGCAAAUCGUUGAAGCCUUGGAAAGUGCUGAGUCCUGGGAAGGUACUGCUGCAUUUGCUUCUCGUCUUCAUGUUUCUCUUCAACAUCUUGAUGAUUUAAUUGAUAUCACGAUCUAUCUUUCUAGCUAUGUAUCUACUAGCCUCCACAAGCUUCGCCCGGCUUCAAGUUUAGCACUUUUCUGCGGCCUCCCACGGGCUACAGCCGCUAGAGUAGAGACAGCCCGCGGGAGAGCUGUUGCACUCUACGAAUUGGCGACGACAAGAGCCGAGUGCCGGCGGUGGCCGACUCAGAUGCGUCGACGCGUGGGCAGGGGGGGCCUUCGGUUUUUUUAUGGGAUUGCCGAGGGGUCAAAAAAACCAGAAUAGAGCCGCCAGACACUCACAAGAAUCAGCCAGCCCCAACGCGCCCAAACGCCUCGCGGUGGCGCCAGGCAAGAACGAGGGGCGCCCUUGACGGGUCAAACAAGAAAAAGCAACGCGUGGCCGCGCUGCUUGGGUCUCUCUACGUGCUUAAGCCUGGCGCCGUUUCUUCCUUGUUUCGGCAGAUGUCUCUCGUCAGAAACAGACCGGCGCACUCCGCGGGGGCGUCGCGCUUCGGGCUGUGGCUGAAGCCUCUCGCCUGGCUGGCGUCUUUCGCCAGGGUGGAGACUGAGGCCUUUCAUCAGGCUGAUGCCGUUCGUCAGACCAACGAGCUGCGCCGGGCCGGCGGCUUUCGUCGGGCAGGCCGGCGCCCUUCGGCAGACGUCUUGGGCCAGGCUGAGGCUUUUCGUCAGGGCGACGCUUCUCGUCAGGCUGACGCCUUUCGUCAGACUGACUGAAGCGCUUCGUCUGGCUGACAUUCUUCGCCGGGACAAGACUCACGCCGUUGGUCAGGUUGAUGGCUUGCCUCCGCUUGGCGCCGUUCGUCAGGCUGAUGCACUUUCUGACCAGCCAGGUGGCGCCUCUCGCCAGACCGGCGCACGGCUUCGCCAGGCGUCUGCCUUGCCUCGGAACAGUCGGAGCAGGGCUCUUCUUCGGGUUGCGGAUGUCUUUCGUGAGAUUGAUUCUGUCUCUCGUGAGAUUGCUUCAUAAUAUAAAUAAGGAAUAUAGAUAUUUAGAUUAAAUAACAUAGGUUGAUAAGAUAGCCUAAGAAUAUAGCUUAAGAACAUAGCUUAAGAAUAUAGCUUAAGAAUAUAGAUUAAGAAUAUAGAUAUGAUAUAGAUUAAUAGCUUAGCUUAAUGAUAUAGAUGAAUAAGAUAGCUCAGGGAUUUAGAUUAAGAAUAUAGAUUACUAAAUAAGCUAGAUUUUUUUUUUUUGUGAUGUUUUUUACCUAUCAACUUAUAAUGAUUCCCGGCUGGUCACCGGGGUCCCAUUGGGACAACAUUACCGCGCGAAACAUCGAGCGAUGACCUGCGCACUCCGGUACCCGUGGACGGGCCGGGGCUUGGGUCGUGGUUCUACGCUUACGACCUGGCGACGUGGAUAGAGGAAGGCGGGCGCUGCACUCCGUCGCAGGGAACGCGCACACGCUAGCGAACUGCGACGCGUCGUUGCUGCCCCUUCCUGGCGUGCGGUGCCCAUGCCUGGGCCUUCGGAUUGUGGGCGAGAGACUUCAGCGCGAGCCUUCGCGCGUGCUGGCCUGUGUUGGCUUCGGGGCCCCCUCGGCUUCUCUCUCCCUUGCGCGGAGGGUCUCCACCGGUCUCCACCACACCACUGCCGGCCAGGAGUGGCGCCGUCUUGGCGUGCUGCCUCUGCUGCGUGAGCGCCUCGGCGUCUAGAAGGUGGGCGCCAGAUUUCACUGCGUCGCUUUAUUUGGUCUUGGUUUGCGCUACUUGGUGGGUUUACGCUUAUACGGGACUGCGGGUUGCGGUCUGUGAUGCGUUGGCUUUCGGAAACUAUAUGAGCGAGCGGCGGCACUGUGCAGGGGUGCCGCCGCUCCCUCCUCGCGCACUUUGUGCAGGCCUGUGGCGGUCGUUGAGCUUGCGCUCCGAACUACGACGCAGCCCGCCGCGGGGGGGGGUCUGGUGCUUUGGGGCUGCCUUAGCGCAGAGCGUCGGCCUUCGACUAAAUGCCCCUGCUGAUGUAUCUCUAGCUGUUUCUACCGCUGCACUUGCUUACCCUUCUUCGGUGUUGGUUUGCGGCCUCCUGCCUCUUUUUACCAUGACGGCACCGGCAAACGCACCCGGACCGCGGCGCCUCUUGUUAGGACUCUCCUGCAUUUGCCGAGCGCGUCGCUGUGCUUCAGAUUCCGCCUUUUGGCCGUCUGUAGGUCUGUGGGUAGCCGUCUAUCCUUCUCCUAAUAGUAAUCCCUUAUAAUAAUUUAUUUAUCUAUCUAUCUAUCUAUUUAAGACAUCACGUCUCGAUACAAUAUAAUAAUGUUAAUGCUGAUAACUAAACUAAUUAAAGAGUCUUCCAUACCCCAAGAUUAGGUACACUACUACUAAUACUCCUACAUGAAACCUGCGCGAUCAUUUGUUUUGGUAAUCGUGUUUAGCUUCUCUCGAUCCUUCGGAUCAGGCCCGAUUUUUCAGUAUCGCCGAUGCAUCCAAAUUGGUCUUUGGUGGUAUCUUUUCCCUUCACAAGUGUUUACUUCCCCCGUAAUGAAUGUGUGAAGCAACUAUGCUAAUGAUAAAUAUAUCCAUCCCUCACAAAUCAGAGACAAAUGACAUGAUAACAAGCUAUAAAUCAGUGUGUGAAAAUUAUUAUAGAUAUUGAAACUUUGACCACUGCAGACAUGAAUUCGAAGCUACCGGAAAAGGAUCGACCUGGAUUCGAUGAAGAUACCGGCGUGGAGAUCAACCCUGUUUGGAGAAGACUCGCUUCGCUAAUGGCAAAGUUGCCGCGUCACCAAUGGAACCUCCAGAGACUGUGGCAAGAAGAAUUUUAAGGCAACUGCUAGAAUGGGUACUGCUUAUAUUACUAGUACACUACUCGUACUAGACUGCUAGACUGCCAUAGUCGAUCCAUUAGUUCGUUUAUGCUUUUGGCGAUCCCUUUAGCAACUGCUUCACUUGGACUCUAUAAUUAUUAUCCGGAUAAUACUUCUCGUCUUAUUCGUCCUUUCGUCGGUCAUAGACUGGUAUGCACAUACAUCGAACUUCUAGGUUUACGGACAAUUCAUUAGAUACGAUACUUUUCAGGUGGAAAUUUGCUAAAGGGAUCGGUAGAAAGGUAGGAAGAUGCAUGACUGUUAGGUCUCUAAGAACAUAAGGGGCAGCCUGUGCCUCCUCUGCCUGCGCUCGUGGUCCCCGAAUCGGAUAAAGAGGGCUCGGACAUGGCAGACUAAGAAAGUCGUGCUUUCCUGGAUGUGAAAAAAACAAGACGAGAGCACCUGGGGAGAGAUCGAAUUGGGAAAUUGAGAUUGCCUUCUGUAAUGUUAAGCCUUACCACAUUACAUCUUCCACUAACGUCCUUGGCCGUUUUUCAUGUAGAAAAUAGGCCAAGGCGAAUGUGCUGGAGAAUGUAGUCCUGCGAGCUGUAAUAGUGAACUAAGCUCGUGUGGACAAAAAGAUAGACAAAGACAGAUCGUGAAAGUGAAUACUGCAAGGAGUCAUGAAAAUAGACGUUUUUUGAUGCUGCACGUGUUACGCAUGUGGACGAUUCUGCGACAUUCCGGGAUGAAGAAGAACCCAACAUCCAUUCUUGCGCCUGUGCUGGUGGUCGUCAACAUUUCUGUGGAAGAAUUAUUGAGCAGGAAGGAGGUCCUAUACCAAUUGCAGACUGAGUUGGAUCCUUAAAUUCAAGCUGAGAAACAAAUAGACAGAAGCAGAUAGCAGAACUGAUAAAGAAAAUACACAUGAUUCAUCUGGUUGAAACUACUUAAGACUAUCCUUGUAGUUCUGGAACUACUACAACAUACUAGACUACAUCGCUUUAAUAUUUGAUAUCCUUAUCUUAGAAUUAUUCAUCAAAAGAAGAACCAGGAAAAUAGUAAAAUCUUUGUGUUAGUACAUCACCAUUAGCACGACCUAGAACAUCAAGACGAAGAACUUUUCUUGAACUAGGAGCAAAAAUCUCGAAGAUCUCUUACCUGUUGUACAAGUCAGAACUAUGAUCAGAAUGCUCAGGAGAACAGAUUGAUACUGUGAAAUUCGUACUAGGAGGACGAGCACGGCAAAUGAGCUUUCGGAUUGGAAGAGUACGCAAAGUAAUUUUUUCCCAUCGCAUUAUCAGCAUUACAAGAAUAUCAUUGUGAUAAGAAGUAUUUAAUUGAUGACGAAGAUUCUACUAAUAUUUUUAGAUCCAUCACCAAACAUUGUGAAUAUUGACGAUACAAGAAACUAUGAUUAUAGGUGCAUUUGAGCAAGAAUACAUUUAUGGACUGGGAAUGACAACAUCGAUCUACUGGAAUGACGCUCAUUCAUCCAGUUAAGAUCUACCUUUGACGAGGAGAUCAUAAGCAUGACAAGUGAGGGGAACGACGAGGGAGUUCACGUCCGACCUAGGGGAGACUGCACUAUGUGAGUUUGAUUUUUGAGACUGAAAUCGCAAUAGACUGCGUUUCAUCUCACUGGUAGGACAGAAAUGCUACUAGACUCUAUGAUGAGGGUGGGAGGUGUAGAGUAACAACUUACUCAUUAGGGUCCUCGUCCUAGCGAUCUUUAUUAUUCAACUUCUCGUCCAAACAACUAAAGAGGCGCGUGGAUGGUCGUGCAGGAGCCUUGGUAGACUAUCAAUACCUUUCGUCAUGCAUCAUUUAUUUAGAUCAUUGUAGUAGGUUUAUGUUCGUUCACACCACAUGCGUAUCAUACGGAAGUAAUCAGCGCUCGUAUGAUCUUUGUGAGUUGUGUUGAGUACAAAAUGCUUGCCAUCAUUUCUGAGGUGCAGUUGUAGGACAAGGUGUACGUACACAUAGAAUUUAUCUCGGUGAUCGUGUAAGGAUCGCAACACGAAGCGCACAGAUGACAAGAGAGUCCUGCUUGUUCUCACCGUAAAAGCUUGCUGAAUAAAUCGACAUUUACAAUUUCGUAUGAGGAUUUUCAAGGUAACUCUUCUCAAAACAACGCGGCAUGGCCGUAGAGCCGCGGACCUUUAGCCUUGAACCUUAACUCUUCUCAAAAUAAUGGAAAUAGCUAUAAAUAUAGACGUUUAUGGAUGGCCAUGCCAGAGAUCAUGAGAUCCUUUUUUGCAUCUCAUCUUUCGUGUGCAGCACUUCCAUUGCUGUACAGAAGUAGAAGUAGAGGUGACUACCAAGUAGGCCUCAUAAGUCGUAUCCUGUGCUGACAGAUGAGGGGUCGUGCUGCGGGCAUGGUCUUCAUUGCCGCCGUACGACAGGAUUCUGCAUGAAGAGGAUGAGGCACCAUAAUCAGGCAGCUGCAAACUGGAUCUGAUUACAUUGCUCUACAGAAAGAUUUACGUAGAAGUAGAGGUGACUACCAAGUAGGCCUCAGAAGUCGUAUCCUGUGCUGACAGAUGAGGGGUCGUGCUGCGGGCAUGCUCUUCAUUGCCGCCGUACGACAGGAUUUUGCAUGAAGAGGAUGAGGCACCAGAAUCAGGCAGCUGCAAACUGGAACUGAUCAGAAAAUAAGGAUGCAGGAUGUCGUACAACUUGUCGUGUAAGAAGUAGACGUCCUGGGUUGGUUAGAAAGCGAGAACUGAUAAGUAUUAGGAUAUUUCCAGGGGAUUCAGGGACUAGGGAAUCACGGGGCUUGCAGUAGCCACAGGGAUGUCUGUGGCUACGAUCUUGUAUCUUCCUAACAUACUGUUACAGUACUAUGAAGAGACCAACAAGCUGCAAGCCCGCAAUUAUAUCAUCAUGGUCGGCUACAUUUUUGGACGGCAAGAAGCUCGAUGGGCGCACUUAAUCUAGAGCAAAAUAGAUUCGUUGUGUGUUCCAUUCAAAAACUAUACUGAGGGGUAUGUUGUAGUUUGCUGUAGUCCUAGUGCCUGUCUUGAGUAGUCCUAGUAGUGGGUAUGAUUGUGUGGCCCUUGCGUGAGGCCAGCGCUUUCGGCUUUCUUAGUCUAUUUCGUAGCUCUACAACCGAUGCGCAAAUAAGAAUAUUGAGUUUAAGAUCAUUCACUGAUGACGAUUAAGAUGCUGGUAUACGCUGAAAAGAAAAGUCUUAGACCUCAUCCAUUCCAUCGUCAAAGUUAUAAUGUUGCUAUGGUUUCUUCCCUUAAGUGCGCUUUCUUGAUUCAGGGAAUCGGGUGAUCAUUAGCCAAGCGGAUCAUGAUUGCGCCAGGACACCUCGUUGCAGGGCCAGCUCCCGCUGAUUCAGGGAUCGAGACCAUGGCAUCCAUCAGGAUUCGGUUUCUGGAGUCCAUUCUUGGUCUAGCUAGGUUGCAGGUUCAAGACCUCGAGCUAGAACAAGAAUGGUCGACAUAGGCUUAGGAAGCGAGCAAGGGACUGACUUCAAUAUUGGAGCAAGGUGUCGACAGCGGGAUUAUUUGCAUCCUGCAGCGAUGGCGUAAAAUGAUGCUUAUGGCUAUUGACUAAAGAAGAAGCCAGGUGCCGGAGCUCGAUGUGCAGAAUCCAUAACCUAACCUAACCAAACAUAACCGAAGAAACUGCAUUCCUCGUACUUCUUGAUCAUGUUAAUCCUCUAUUUUCAAGAGUCCUCGUUUAUCUUCCCGGUUUCUACUUGAAAUUAGUGAAAAUGAAAGUCGAAGAGUCUAUUUUUCUGAUUUGAUUCGGUCGAAGAAGGCGAAGAACUACAAGAAUCGUGAUCACAAAGAGAUGCAAUUACGACAAAAACUGCUACCGCCAUCUUUUGAUAAAGAAGAAAUUUGAGUCCUUCGUGAUACACCGGACGAUCAGAUGAAUAGAUCAUCCUGGCAACAUCAGGAUUAUUAGAGGGACAAGCUAAGCGCGUGAGUCAUGGGAAUAGUUGUUGGACUAUAUCACAAGAUUGAUAAUCAAGUGGACCAGCUCUACCACGCAGAUAGUUUACGAGACAAGCAGCAGGGGACUCGAUGACGAUCUUGGUAGUGAAAGAAGAUGACGUGGCGGAUGGCAUUUUAAGGGUUGAAAAUGAUUUUUUCAAGAAGUGCGUCAAUUGGAAGUCUCUAACUAUCACUAUCUUCUGAGUGACAACUAAAAAAUACACAACGACGAGUAAUCUUCGCACGCUCCGAAGACAAAUAAUCGAGUUUCUUCUUCACUAAGUAAUGUAUUUUUAUCUAGAGAACUUACACGAAGAACAAUAAAAAAGGUGAUGCCGCCACAUAGCGGUGAUAGAAAAAGUGGCGUCGAUCAUGUAGAUGAGAUCAAACAUAAGGGACAUCGAAAAAAGUAGCAUGAGUAUUGCGUUGAAACUUGUUGUUCAACAGACGCUCGAAAUAAGGAAGUUGCUGGUCGUUUGCACGAAAAAUCAUUUUAGCAAGAAGUGGCCGCUGCUUAUAGCAAAUUUGGACUAAAUCCUCCCGAAACGCUCGUGAAGCGAAGACGCUAUAUUCUUUUUCUGUUGUAAAAUCUGAUUGGGGUUCGGUCUAGAACUCCUUUGUUCUUGAUCGUUGGUGAGAUUAGCUUCCUCGCUGCAUCAUAAAUUUCUGAAUUAUCGUGGUGAUUGACCACCAAAGCUGGCGCGUCGAAAAAACUCGAAGUGCUUGCUUUCUCUGCGCCCACCCUUGCUGGUGCGCCGAGUGUGUUCCUUGUGUUCCUGAGAGCAUUUGUACCUGCUUCUUCCAUCCUAGACCGAUGGCUGGGAGUGCUUCAGAUGACGAGGGUAGCAGGCUUCUUUUGUUCCCGGGUGUCUGAGAGAGACCUUUUUUCUUCAUCGGUCUAGCGCCGCCGGCCCCGAUGCUCCAUAUGCGAGCAGCCCCCCGCAUGUAGUUUUUUUGCCGCAAAGACGUCGUUGCUUUUUUCUUUGCCCCUCUAGCACGUCCCUUGUUGUCAGUAUUUUGCCGCUCCCCCCUUUUUGGUUGUUUCGGAUUUUGGCUUUUCCGUGGGAACCGACGAUGACGCUGGCUUGGAGAUGCGAACUCGGGAUGCGCUGAGGACUGGUGACGAAAACCGACGCAGGGGAGCCUUCGUUUGAAGUGAUGAGGCCACUAGUUUAGUUUCGUUUCAGCGAUGUGAUUAAUCUGCGUGUUCUCAUAUAUCCGACAUCCCUGCUGAAAAGCCACAUGAUGAGUUCGCGCAGUUGAUAGAGACAAAUAUACAGGUAGCUUCCUGCCGUCUCGAAAAUGCAAAAAGCGCGUGGACCGAGGCGGAUAGGUAUCUGCGCAGAGGUUGUAGCGUUCCCUCUUUAUCAGAUAGGCUUCCUCAUUUCAGAAUCGACGGAGCAAAGUAUGUAAGUGCGUAACUCGUAGCGUGUAGUAUAGGAGGUUCAUGCACUUUCGCCGUCGCCGGGUCGCUCCCUGGAAAGUAUGCAGCUCUGCUCUUUCGGCAUACGCUCGCGCUACAAAAAAGAAAAACCCGAGGCCACUAGUUCAGUUUCGUUCCACCGAGGUGACUAGUCACCAUGUGCUUAUAUAUCCGACAUUCUUAGAAACCUGACGAGUUCGCGCAAUUGAGAGAGACAAGAGUGCAGGUAGCGCCCUGUCGUCUCAAAAAUUGAAAAAGCGCGUAGUCUGAGGCAGGCAGCGAUCUGAAUCCUCGUAGAGUUUCAUCGUUUUGUAAUCGAUGGCGCAAAAAGGUAGCGAGUAGUCUAGGAGGUUAACGAACUCCCGCCAUCGCCGGGCAGCGUUCUGGAAAAAGUGUGGGUCGUACUCUUUCAGUAUACCGCCCGCCAUAGCCCCCCGCUCGAAAAGCUUGUAAUUGUAAUCGAGGCGCGGGAAAUAUUGAUGGUUCCUGUCUUUUAUGUUAUGCGCGUUAUAAUAAUAUCUCAUCUUCAUUCAUCGAACUAUCAUCUUGUCUCGCCAGUGGCAGAAGAUGGCCACCCAAGAUGCAUGAUGGUGAUUCGUGGAAGAUAUUACGAACUUCGCACUCAACAAAUCACGAUAGGCAGUCACUACUCUGAGGGGCUGAGAAGGUGCUGAUCGUAAGAAGCACGAAGCGAUCGGCGUUCAUAUUAUCCAUGAUUUUUUUAUACACAUCAAUCACUAUCUUCAUUGCGCAUUUAUUUAAAUCAUCCUCCAUAUGAACAUCAGCAACAAAUUGUUGUUAUGAAGAUCAUUUUUAGGUCACACAGCUACUGGGGAGACAGCAGAGCAGAUUGAUCCCUUUUCAGGUCGUUGGAAAGAAAGAAACGCAACUACAUGCGCCAAGCUUAUUGCUUGAAAGCUCCGCCCCUGGUGGGAAGGGAGACAGGUGCCUCUGAGGGGACAAACGCUCGCCCCUGGUGGGACAAGAUGCCGCCACCUCUGAGAGGGAGCGUGGGCAUUAGUUACGCGCCUAGCCCCAGGCGGGACACAAUGAGGCGCCGGAGCGCUUUGCGAGAAGUGCGCCGCGAUUGGUUCGCAGCAUGGGGGGGCUUGGACGCAUGGGGCCCCUGCGUGCUUGUGCUUACUACGGAGAUUCUGGGAUAGCGCCUACUGGCGUGGCUUAUGGUUAUCCCUCCUGUAAUGCAAGAGAGCGAAAGAGAGACGGCCAGCCCGGGGCGCCUUUCUCCAUUGCGUGCCAGGCAGGGCCUUCGCUCUCCUGAUGAAAUGAGCCGCCAACGAACGGCACAGCAGGAGAGGGGGGCGGGCUGGCUUCCGUGGUCCUUGUCUUCUGUGUGUCCAAGGUGAGGAGAGCCCCACAGCCUCACAGGCUGGCGCCGCCUCGUUUCCUUCCAAAGAAAGUGAGGCAAAAGGGCAAGGCCAUGGCUGCGAAGCCGUGAGGAGAUUCAGCGGGCUGGUUGGCUGCCCCAGUGUGGUUGCUUUCUAGACCCGUGUCGCGUGGUGUGCGCGGCCUGGUUGCUCGCCUCGCCCUUGUCGGGAUCCGUCCGCCCCCCUCCACCUUCUUUCCCUUUCCGUUCUUCCCUCCUGACCUCGGUUGCGGCGGGUCAACCCUAGCCACGGACCCGCGCACCGGUCGCCAGUGUUCAGCCCCAGGCGGGCAGACAGCGCGCUAGCUUCGCACUUCUUGGCGCUGCUCUUUUUCUGGGGUCUGAUCGCUCGGCCCGGGGGGGCGGCUGGGUUGAGGAUGCCCGAGGCGGACCUGGUCGCCUGACGUUGAGCAUCUCUGGCGCACACCUGCCACCGACUCCCCUGGUGGAGUAUCCCCGCGCCAGUCUGGAACACGCGCGAGCGUGACGGCAAGGCCCCCGGCCCGGCCUCAAGUUACCCGGGAGACUGAACACCGGCGAAGGCCCAGCGUGUUGGUGAGUCGCCUUCUAUGCGUGCAUGCGUAUAGCUUUAAGUUUAAAGGUGCAUGGCGGUCCCUUCGCUUUAUCUUACUUUCAACAAAUAUCAUCCCCCCUACGUGGAGGAAGACGAGGAGACGACAAGAACGCUGGGAACCCGUCGCGUUACAGGCAAGAAGUCGGGUAGUGUGGUGGAGGAUGGGGCUCACGAUGUGUUCUAAGUGAAAGCUUGAAAAGUCUUCAGUUAGACGACGUGGCAGCACAAGCCCGUGGGGCAUGGGAAUAGUGCUGCAAAAGGGAAGAGAAAAACAAAUGUUUUUUUUUUUGAAAUACCUCACUCUGAACAAUUCGACGAAAUAAAAUUGUGCAAUUACUAUACAACUGCAACCAACUAUUUUUUCAUUUUUCAGUUGAUGGUGAUUUUUUUCCGGAGCUUCGCAUUGGUCGUUCUGAUGGUAGAAUAUUGUGCAGUGAUUCCGCUAAAGCCCAACAAAAGGUCACCAUCUUCAUCACAUAUCUGUCUUUUGUCAAGAGUGAACAUCUUUGUUUUGACAUCGCAUGUGAGGCACUCUUCCUAUUUUCAAGAGUCUCCACUGAAUCUGUGCGAC
Amoebophrya sp. A25 is the source of this 17648-nucleotide messenger RNA. The record is from the annotation of a GenBank genome assembly. Lineage: Eukaryota; Dinophyceae; Syndiniales; Amoebophryaceae.